Saccostrea cuccullata (small rock oyster) is the source of this 876-nucleotide messenger RNA. RefSeq lists its product as uncharacterized. Lineage: Eukaryota; Metazoa; Mollusca; Bivalvia; Ostreida; Ostreidae. The transcript has 2 exons. The record is from RefSeq and is a predicted model, not a curated record. Bases 41 to 379 code for a protein of 112 amino acids.
GACGACCAAAUUUGUUACACCAUACAUUACCCUUCAAUAAAUGAAGAAAAUACAUAAUGACAUACUUGAUGCUUUUAUAGGUCCAGGCGUCAACAUUCCCGCCAUUGCUGGUGCUACAGGUUUUGCUGUUGUAGUAGUUGCUAUAAUUGCGAUUGUCAUUGUUCUCAUCAAAAAGAAAAGAAUUCCAGUAGGUCGCUCCCAGUCUGUGAUAGGUAUACAGGAGGACGAAGGACAGAAAACGACACCAGGGAAAAAAUCUUUGUGGGUAGGGGGUACUAACUACGGUCAACCUUUACCGUCCAUACCCCCAGCUUCUUAUGUCUACCAAAAGGAACGGGAACCAACUGAUAUAUCUCUGCAUUUUGAAGACAGAAAUUAGUCCCUUUGUUUAAAAUAAAUACUAACAAAUCUUAAACGUGAAGAACUGCUCUAAAUCAUUCCGAAUAUAUACAAUUUAAUGACAGAGAAGUUUACUGUUAUUAUUUUAUUAUUUUUGUAUUACUCUACGUUAUCAGUAAAGUAAUUUUGAUUUGUGUGUGAUAAGGUAGCUAGUCACGAUUUUUAAGAGAUUUUAUUAUGAAUUGACGACGGAUUUUCCCGUUAUUUCCCGAUCAUGACAAGGAGCACACGGCAUGUGUGGCCAGUUUUCAGGGGAUGUUCACUCCUCCAUAGCACCUGAUCCCACAUCUGAUGUUUUGAAAGCCCGGGUUUGCUCUGCUCCUAUUUUGUAUUAUUUUAUGGACUUUUGAUCUUGAAUAUUGUUCGUUAUCUCCAUAUGUUUCAUGUAGACCAAAAGAUCAAAAUAUUCCCUAUUUACCAGAUAUAUAUUUGAAUGGCUUUGCAUAUAUUACUUGUACAUUAUUGCUUACUAUAAUU